Spodoptera frugiperda (fall armyworm) is the source of this 3283-nucleotide messenger RNA. RefSeq names its product sorting nexin-20 (gene Snx21). Gene Ontology annotation, molecular function: phosphatidylinositol phosphate binding. The transcript has 4 exons. Gene Ontology annotation, cellular component: early endosome membrane. Bases 179 to 943 code for a protein of 254 amino acids. Gene Ontology annotation, biological process: protein transport. NCBI's taxonomy places the organism in Eukaryota, Metazoa, Arthropoda, Insecta, Lepidoptera, Noctuidae. The record is from RefSeq and is a predicted model, not a curated record.
GUCAAAAGUAAACGUCAGACCGCUGAACAUUGCUUGCAGUUUUACACAGUACACUUCUAUUAAUUUACAAAGUGCAAUAUUUUGUUCUUUGUUCUCACUUCGUUAUUUAAAUUAAAACUAAAAUUUACUCAUACAAUUAACAAAAGUUGAUAUUUUCUAAGAACAGAAGAGAAUAAUCAUGUUAAAGUUUGAAAUAGUUUCUUCAAGAACAGUAGAAGGUUUUGAAAAUGAAAAGAAAUUCGUAGCUUAUAUGGUGCAAGCAAGGCAGGCUACUGAAUCCAGAGUGCUGGAUCCAGACCCCGCGAACGUUGAGAGGCGAUACACUCACUUCUUGGACCUGUACAACGGCUUGAAGAAGGAAUUUCCAGCUUUGUUAAGCAAUAUUUCAUUCCCUAGAAAGAUUGUGGUUGGUAAUUUUGACCCAAACUUGAUUUCCUCCCGAUGUGCUGCAUUUGAGUCACUGUUAGAUUUGAUAGCAAGUGAAUCCCGCCUCCGGGACUCCCCGGCUGCUAUCACAUUUUUCAAGGACAUUGAGCUAAAUGAAGCUAAAAGACUCAUCAAUGAUGGCAAGUUUGACCAAGCACUCUCAGUGUUGGAAACAAGUUUCAAAUUAUUAAACAAGGUAUAUACGGAUAGAUCGCGCGUGGUACUUGGCGCGCUGUGCCGUAUCGUGGCCUGUGCGGGCGCAAGUGAUGGUACUCUCGCCGGACCUGUAGAGCGCUGGGCACAACUUGCUCUGAAGCGUUAUGAAGCCGUCAGCGACUCCGACCUGCUUCUCAUAUACAUACCACUUCUCCACACUUGUAUUUCUAUUUGGGAGACGCUCGGCCGAGAUAAGUCGAAGUUAGUGGAGGAACUGAAUGAUCUCCGCCGGCGCGGAAUGAAGGUAGACUCAGUGCCAAGCCUCAUGGAGGCCGUAGACAGCCUUACCACCACAGACUAGAGAUCUAAGGAGAGGUUUAUCACAUUUUAAUCACAUUAUUUCUUUUGACAAUUUACAUCUGUACUGCAGUAUUUUUUGGACCAACAAUUUUAUAUUCAAUAAUCUGCUUGUUGCUGGAUUACCAAUGCAAGAAUAGUCCAUACAUUAUACAAUUUGUGCGAAAAUCAAAUCGUACUAAGUGAGAAUCAUUCACACAAAUAGCGAUUAGAUCAUGCGAUGUGCGUACGUAUUGAACUUCGUAAGCUAACUCGUGAUGUUGGUAGUUCCAUCAUAAUCCGACAGAUGGCAUUAAACAAAAAUGUUGCUAGUUUAUUUGGUGGUAUUAAAAUUUUAAAUGAUCUGAUUUAUCUGUGCAGUGCCGGCGUAAGGGCCACUGACACCCCGGGCGAAAAUAUUGUGGCGCCCACUUGAGGGAAGCCAUAUCAAGUGUUAGUAAUAGUUUUUCAUUUUAUUGGCGCCCCCCAGACUUUGUCGCCCUGGGCCAUCGGCCCAUCACGCCCCCCAACGCCGGUACUGUAUCUGUGUAUGCUGGUAGAUUAAGAACAGUGAGCUUUUUGGAUUUAUUAAAUCAAAUGUUAUAUUGUGAUAGGCAAAGUAAGUAGCGAUUGAUAAUGAACAUUUCUGUGGCCAAAUUUCUAAAUUUUGGCUGACACAUUCUUAGAAAGAAGACGGAUACUAGAAUUUUGUAACGACACAGAUUCGUUUAAUCUAAUAGACAAACACCACUCUUAUUCUUUAGACAUAUAGUGAAUAUUACGUAAAUUAGAUAUUUUAUUUGUAAAUGUUUGCAUACUCGACAUUGUAUUGGCUGGUAUCUCAUUAGUUUUUAAGUAUAGUUUUUGUAUUUGUUUAAAUCAUUUAUCAAUUUAUAUUUUAUAGAGGAAAAAGUAAAUUAUUAUUAUCUGUGUGUUUAAGUAUAAUAAUAAUAAGUGAGAUAUAGCUGUUGAUAGUUUUUAGAGAGAAACAAUUGAAUUGGACUCGAUUUUAUCAAUUUUCUAAUGUAAUCUGAGGGUUUUAAGGUUUAUUGAUCUACAUUUUUUUAACGAUCAUGGCAUUUUAUUAUUAGAACAUUUUAAAUAAACGGUAUAUUAAAGCAUUUUACCUUUUAACGCAGUAUGGGAUGCUAUAGCUAUGUAAUGGGAAUCAGCUUGUCAAUUUUAUAAAUAAGAGCUUACAAUAUACUAGAAAAUUUUCCAAAAUGCUCCCAUUAUUACAAUUUUAUUAUUAUGAAGCUUUAAUGUGUUUAAAAUGAUAUUUCAGUCUAGUCUUAUUCACAAAAAGUAGGUAUAUAUGUAACAUCUAUACCUGUAAUAGCUUUACAACUGCAUUAUAAUUAUUCAAGGGUCAAUUACAUAUGAUAGCAAUUAACAAUUUAUAAUCGACACAAGAAUAUGCAUGGCCUGAUAAAUUUUACUCAAUUUUUACAAUAUAGCUUCGAUUUUAAUAUAUAAUAUAUAAAAGUGUGCAAUAAGCGAAAAAUAUAGGCAUAAUAAAGUGAUUUAAUUAAAAAAAAAACGUUUUGUACUAAUGUAAUUAGUAUCAUGCGAGUAUGUGAUCGUUAUUAUGGUAUAAUUUUAACAUCUAAAUAUGUAAUUAAAAAAAUAUAUAUAAAAAAUAAGUAUGGAAUUAUGAAGGUAGCUUCAUAAUUCCGUAUUUUCAUAGUUCAGUAUUUUUUUCACCUCCUUUCACGUUGGUUUUAUUACAUUAUUGGUGAAAAAUGGCCCCUGCUAAUAUUUACUUGGAAUAUCAUCAAAUAAUCGUCCACAGCCCGCUACAGUUCAAUACUGGAUUAUACUCCUUUACAUAAUUGUUUCUAGUCUGCCAUAAUCUACUUUACAUGCUUGGCGUCAUUCGGCCAAGCUGUGUUGAACAUCGGAGCUUGAAAUUUCUUUCUUGCAAUAACCAUACGCACCAUAUCCUAUUUUAACACUUUAAAAAAAAAAAGAAGAAUGAAUAAUUACAUUUGAAGAAAAAACAACAAAUGAGCAAAAAAGAAAAAAAAACAUUUACCGCCGUACUCAGAGUCAUUUAAUGGUUACUUAACCCAGUCCUCAGCAAUUGUUUUCGAUACAUAAUCGUUACUAAGGAAUAGUUUAAGUAAUCAUUAAAUGUCUCUGAGUGUGGCAGAUAAAAAUAUAACCAUAAUAACGAUCACCAUAUUUAUGUUACACAGAGAACUCGAAUGUAUGUUUUUUUUUAUAAUUUAUAUAUCUGUAUUUAAUCAGUUUGUUUAUAAGCGGAUAGACAUUUCUAUGAUAUUAAUGCUAAUGUUAAGAUGACUGAUAUUUUAUAAAUUUGUAGCCAUUGUAGAAAAUAAUAAAAAAUUGUAUACAGACUCAA